AUGAGCGAUCUCGAUCACACUAUGUCAACAGCCUGUAUGGUCCAAGAAUCGCACGAAGCGAGUCCCAUCGCUCUCGAGGCAUUGCCGUAUGGCCAGCAAUCGAACAGCUCUUCGGAUCCUCCCGGUGAAAGCUUUCCCAUGCUAGAAAAAUGGAACCAGUCCCGCACGAACAUCCAGCGGACAUUUGUAACGUUCUGGUGUUUUAUGAUCAUGGGAGCGAAUGAUGCUGCCUUUGGUGCUCUUAUUCCAUAUUUGGAGACAUACUAUCACUUGUCGUACACGAUUGUGUCUCUAAUAUUUUUGUCACCUUUGGUGGGAUACACACUCGCUGCUAUCCUGAACCAUCGAAUCCACAAUACAUUUGGUCAGCGCGGAGUGGCCGUGAUUGCGCCGGUGAGCCAUCUUAUUGCCUAUAUCAUCAGCUGCCUCCAUCCGCCGUACCCGGUGCUGGUGGUUGCGUAUAUCUUCGCGGGAAUGGGAAAUGGGCUUGAGGACGCGGGAUGGAAUGCAUGGAUUGGCAACAUGGCUAACGCUAAUGAGCUGCUGGGAGUGUUGCAUGGGUUCUACGGAGCGGGUGCGGUGAUUAGUCCGUUGAUCGCAACUUCCAUGAUUGCUAAGGGUAAUCUGCCGUGGUACUAUUUCUAUUAUGUCAUGGUCGCGUGCGCGGCUGUGGAGCUGGCGGUUUGUGGGGCGUGUUUUUGGAAUGCCACGGCUGCUGAUUUUAUCGCGGCGAAUACGCAGUCUGUCGAGGAAAAUAGGAAAGGUGGGUUGAGGAACGCUUUGUUUAAGCGCCCCUCGGCUCGAGUGACAUGGCUCUGUGCAUUGUUUUUGUUGGGCUAUGUUGGAGUAGAGGUCGCGCUCGGUGGAUGGAUUGUGACGUUCAUGAUCCGAGUCCGACACGGUGAUGCUUUUGGCAGCGGUAUGACAGCCACUGGAUUCUGGCUAGGAAUCACGGUUGGGCGAAUAGUUCUCGGAUUUGUGACCCCACGAGUGGGUGAGAAGAUUGCUAUUUCGGUGUACAUUCUUUGUUCUAUUGCCUUUGCGCUGAUCCUCUGGCUUGUGCCGCAAUUCUAUGCGUCGGCUGUCGCAGUUUCCUUUCAAGGGUUCUUCCUAGGUCCUCUUUUCCCCGGAGCUGUUGUGAUGGUCACCAAGCUGCUUCCUCGGCAUCUGCAUGUCACCUCUAUCGGAUUUGUGGCUGCAUUUGGCGGCAGCGGAGCCGCGAUUCUCCCUUUCGCAGUUGGUGUACUGGCACAAGCCAAGGGUGUCAAAGUUCUCCAGCCAUUCAUUAUAGGUUUGUCUGGUGCGAUUCUGAUUACCUGGCUUGGAUUGCCCCGUGUGUCUAAGAUCAGGCGGAAUGAGUAA
Messenger RNA from Penicillium soppii, 1362 nucleotides. RefSeq names its product MFS transporter. Bases 1 to 1362 code for a protein of 453 amino acids. The transcript has 5 exons. Gene Ontology annotation, cellular component: membrane. Lineage: Eukaryota; Fungi; Ascomycota; Eurotiomycetes; Eurotiales; Aspergillaceae. The record is from RefSeq and is a predicted model, not a curated record. Gene Ontology annotation, biological process: transmembrane transport. Gene Ontology annotation, molecular function: transmembrane transporter activity.